AUUGUAGUCUUUUUCCUUGAUUCUACCUGUUUGUAAAUGUACAUCAUUUAAAAAUGUUACCAACUUUGAGAAAAUAAGAUCAAUAAAUCUGCAUUGUAUGCACCUUUUCAAACGUUCAAUAAAAGUUCAGUAAAAAGAAGAAAGAAGAAAGAUUAAAGUACAUAUUAUGAGAUCGAAGAUGAGCACAAAGUUUGAAUUUUCAAGAUUUGAAUCGCCACCAAAAAUCCACUGUUGGGGGAACACUCGGAAUCGGAACGCACCCCCACAAUAGAAAAACGAAACAAAAUGCAGUACAAGAUGGCUGCGUUUGGGUGUUGUGGCUACUGAUUUGUGUAAGAUAUAAUCCUGUAAUACUCGAUGGUUAAUUUGCAGUAAAUCGUUAAAUUUGUAUAUCGGUUGUUGAUCAACGUAAGCGGGGUGAUAUCGUAUGUAGCUUGUACAUGUGGAAGUGAGUCGUGUUGGGAGGAACAAUGCGAACACAUCGUUGAAACAUUUAUCACGGUUCAGGGGGUGGAUGAUAGGAAUUUACUGAAAGUCCAAGAUAGAAGCCACUCGAAACACUGGAGAAAGACGGUGGAGCUUCGGAGGAGGGGGAGAUGUCUGCCGGCACCCAGGGCGAGAUUCGGGUUGGCCCUUCGCACCAGGAGUUGGUUUCUUGUCAGGCCCGUUUGCCUGAGUAUCGGCCGGGUAUACCUCCUGGAGAGCUGCUUCCUGAUCCAGAGUUUUCUAAAGAACGAGAAGAGCUAAGAUGGAUUCCAGCUAUGGCAUUAGACGGGGAUCUUCUGAUGUACUUGAGAGCGGCACGAUCUAUGGCUGCAUUUGCUGGCAUGUGUGAUGGUGGAUCCCCAGAUGACGGUUGUGUGGCUGCAUCCCGAGACGACACGACUAUCAAUGCUCUGGACAUCUUGCACGACUCUGGCUAUGACCCAGGAAGAGCAUUGCAGGCUCUCGUUAAAUGUCCCGUACCUAAAGGCAUCGAUAAAAAAUGGUCUGAGGAGGAAACUAAACGCUUCGUCAAAGGACUCCGGCAAUUCGGAAAGAACUUUUCGAGAAUCAGAAAGGAUCUUUUACCCCACAAAGACACGCCGGAAUUGGUGGAGUUCUAUUACUUGUGGAAGAAAACACCCGGUGCAAAUAAUAAUCGACCUCAUCGAAGACGACGACAAGGCUCGCUCAGACGGAUUCGUAACACACGCAACUCGAGGGCCGGUACACCCAAAGAAGAGGUUCCUACUCCGCCAAAGGAUACGCCACCGGCCAGCGUCAGUCAGAAGGAGCCGAUUUCAGAGCCCGAAACCGUGCCGGUUGGGACACCUGCCAGCAACAAUCCCGGCGGGGAAAUUAGUUCUGUGACAGAGGACGACAAUUCGGAGGAGGACAGCGAUUCCAGGGAUACUAAUACUAACGGAGCAACGCACUCCUGUCAGCAUUGUUUCUCGACCAAUUCGAAGGACUAUCAGGUAGCCGGCAAGGACAGGUUAUUGCUUUGUACGGAAUGCAGAAUACAUUUGAAGAAAACCGGAGAAUUACCGCCAGCCCCUCCAUACCUGUUCCGCCCAGUGCCCGCGGAAUCACCAGAUAGCCCAGGGAGAAUGCGCACGAGAAACAAGGCCAAGGAAACGCCUAGACCCGCAAGACCUCGACGUACAGGUGGUACGGAUACUCCUGAUCACGAAAAGCAACAACAGCAUCACCAUCAGCAGCAGCAGCAACAACAACAACAACAACAACAACACCAGCAACAACAACAGCAGCAGCAACAAACGCCGGAUAAGAGUAAGAAAAAGACGUCCGGCGGUGGAAAGCCAGAGACACCGAAGAAAGGUCAGAAACGGCCUCAAACGGACGAGGCGGACGAGGACAAGGAGUCUCAGAAACGGAAACGCGGUGAACGCCCUGAGAGUCCUUCCGAAUCACUAACGACCGAUAGUAACUCUCUCAUGGAUGAGCCUGAAAGGGAAGGAGAAGGUGAUACGAACGAAAAUCAAAGCACUCCAGUUACAGUGCCGACCGAGGAGCCUGUCAGUCCGGCCGUAACCACGCCGGAAGAACCUACGGAACCGACGCCGGUGUCCACUCCUAUACCAGCACCUAUACAAACUCUGCCGAUAUCCGUUCCCGUUAUUCACUCUUUGGAGAAGAAGACGCUACUGGAAGACCCGGCGGAAACCAAGGAUCCGAUAGAAGAUGUACCGUUAGCUAUGAAUCAGCCGUUGAAAUUAGAACCCAUGCCGAUAGAGUCAGCCAUGUCUCCGUGCAACGAAGAUACCAAGGAAUCCGAACAGCAGCAGCAACAACAACAACUCAAUUUGAGCACCUCGCAGCCAUUAAACAUGAACGAUAUGAACCAAAGCAUGCCAAGGAAUUUAUCGCAAACGAUACAGACCGGUAACAUCUGCGCGACAACUGGUCUCCAGGGUAUACAGAACGCGCAGAUCAUGUCUCCGACGCAACAGGCACUACCACUGACCAUGCAGUACGCGUCCAACGUUCCCCCCGUUCAAAAUGUACCGCAAAACUUGUCGCAGAGCAUGCAGAUGCCGUCAAAUAUGUCGCAGAACAUGUCGAGCGCGCAAAACAUGGGACCAACACAGAAUAUUCGAGCUCAUGGCGAAAAUAUGUCGAACGGACAAAAUUUGGCUCAGAACAUGGCCCAAUCUUUGUCGCAAAAUCUGCCGGUACCACCACUGAAUUUGAAUAUUUCCCAAAGUAUACCGCCGAACAUGUCUCAGUUACCGCAGAUGUCGAGUUCGCCGCAACCUUUGGGUUUAACGGUAAUGUCUUCCGAGAGCAGAAUUUCUGAACGAAUUGCCGACGACAGACUCGCCCAGGAACGAAUGAGAGACAACAGGAUAUCAGACAGGAUACCGGACAGAAUUUCGGAGCGAUCGAUUACAGAGAACAGCGAGUCCGAAAGAAAUGAACCGAGCAAUCUGUUUCAACCGAUUCAAUCGAGCGGAAUGCUACCUAUGGAAAAACCAUCCUCCAUGUACAAUUUGGCAGGCACGCCGCCUAUGGAGCCGCAAAACUUAAAGAUCAAACAGGAGAUCAUCCCUCCGGAGCCGGAUCCGCUGCAAAGCUUGAAAGAGGUGAAGGUACCCGGGUUUCAGUCUGGCUUUCCUGGUCCGAGUUUAGAAAAUAUCAAAAAGGAUCCGGACAGUUCGAGCAAACCUCCAACGCCGAGCAAACAUUCGAUGGCCAGCAAUCAAGCUGUCCCACAGAUCCAGUCGGUGGCAGCGUCUCCUACACCGACUCUUCCGCCGCCGCCCACAUCGAUCCCUCAGCCGGUGAUGCAUCCGGCGCAGCAACCGAGUCCGCACAUGGCCCAUCCGUUCCACCCUCAUCAUCCUCUGAUGCAUCAUUCGUUGUUCACUCCCAUGCAUCCGUACCAUCCGCACGCGUAUCCGGGAUACGCCGCCGUUGGAGGGUAUCCUUCGUUCCCGCCUUAUCCAUACGGACCGGUGCCGCACGCUAUACCACCGCCGUCGCCGCAGAGAAGCCAGGAGAGCACGACCAUGAUGACGGCACACCAUUCGAGCACCAGCUCGAGCGUGACGACUAGAGAGGAAGGGGAGAACCUGAUCGCCACGCAUCAUCAUUCUUCCAGUAUGCAUCAGGCGACAGCACUGCAUCACGACAAGCUGUUGACCAUUUCGUCGCACAGUUCCCAUAGCCACUCGUCGUCGCAUAGUUCGCACAAUACGCAACGCAAGCCGUCGUUGGUCUCGGCGACGUGUUUAACGUCCAGCAGUUCGGCCCACCAUCAUCACAGGGCACCGCAGCAGCCACCGGUCGCACCGGAACCUAAAAUCGAACCGGAUCUGAUCGAGCAGGAGCAAGAGGAACCGCCGAGCCCGCGGGGCCCUUCUCCGGAGCCAAGGAUCGAGGAUUCCGAGUGUCACAGAUCUCAGUCGGCCAUCUUUCUGCGGCACUGGAACAGGGGCGAGAACAAUUCCUGUACGAGGACGGACUUGAUGUUCAAGCCGGUGCCAGACUCGAAGCUGGCGAGGAAACGGGAAGAGAGGUCUCGGAAGCAGGCCGAACGGGAAAGGGAGGAACGAGACAGAGCCGCGGCCCAGCAGGCGAGGAAGAUGACCACGCCAGAGAAACAACCGGAAGUGUGCAAACCGCCGAGCAGGGGACCCCUCGAACCUGUGGUCUCGCCAUACGAUAGGUACGCGGCCGCGGCCGCGGCUGCAGCUGCUAGGCCCGGCUCCUACGCCGACACUCCUGCUCUUAGACAAUUGUCGGAGUAUGCGCGACCGCAUGCCGCGUUUUCCCCGGCUCGGCAUCCGGCACCGCCGGACCCGAUGCUUCACUACAUGUACGGUGGACCGGCGGCAAGGGAACGCCUCGAAUUGGAGCACUUGGAACGGGAGAAGAGGGAACGCGAGAUCCGAGAGCUGCGCGAAAGAGAAUUGAACGACCGGCUCAAGGAGGAACUGUUGAAAGGAACGCCCAGACCCAUGCCGGGACCAGUCGACCCGCACUGGCUCGAGAUCCAUCGCCGUUACGCCGCGGCGGGGCUAGCGCCCGGACCCUCGGCACCUCCUCAAGCUUUGCACCAGUUCGGCCUCUAUGGGGCACCGCCCGGCCCGAGUCAGCUGGAAAGAGAACGUUUAGAAAGACUAGGGAUACCGACUGCAGCCGGCGGGGGGCCAGCGGGUGCGGGGGCUGGCCAUCCCGUGGCGGCUCAUCACCACGGCCAGCUGGACGAGCGUCUGGCUCUAGCUGCUGACCCGAUGGUCCGGUUGCAGAUGGCUGGCAUUUCGCCCGAGUAUCAUGCUCACACUCACGCGCAUACGCAUGCGCAUACGCACUUGCACUUACAUCCGGGACAGCAGCAGGCCCAGCAACAGGCUCAGCAACAGCAGGAAGCGGCUGCGGCUGCGGCUGCAGCUGGAUUCCCCCUGCCUGCUGCAGCCGGCGCGAAUUAUCCUCGGCCAGGAUUGAUGCCGCGUGAUCCAGGAUUGGCGCUUCAUCCGGCGGAACUUCUUGGAAGACCGUACGCGGACAUGGCAGCUCAUCACGAGCAAUUGCAGCGUCACCUGAUGAUGGAGCGGGAUCGAUUUCAGCCCCAUGCAUCGCUCGUGGCCCAUCACGAAGAAUAUUUAAGACAACAACGCGAGCGCGAGCUCAAAGUUCGCGCACUGGAAGAAGCUGCACGUGGAUCACGCCCUUAGGUGUAAUUGUAUUUAUACUAUCCUAACGAUUAUCCUUCCUAACCCGGAACGCGAACAAUCGUUCUCGUUAGAAUCUCGACCGACGGGAAUUUAACACGACUCGAGUACAAAAGAGAACGAUGAAAACAGAAAAAUGUGUGUAUGGUGGGCAAAGCGUGUUAACGCCGGGUAGAGGAAACAAAGGAAAUGAGACGUAGACCCAACACACAAACGCAAGGAGAGAGAGAGAGAGAGAGAGAGA
Molecule: messenger RNA, 5424 nt
Organism: Megalopta genalis
Lineage: Eukaryota; Metazoa; Arthropoda; Insecta; Hymenoptera; Halictidae
Biological process (GO): regulation of DNA-templated transcription
Cellular component (GO): nucleus
Molecular function (GO): transcription corepressor activity; sequence-specific DNA binding
Source: RefSeq, a predicted model, not a curated record